CAACACAAAAGCAUCACCCACUAAACGACAUCAACUUUGAUUUCUUCUGAUUCCAUGAGUUGCAUGUAAAAUGCCUAUGAACAACCAUGUCCAGCAAAACUCACCUCUCUCUUUACUAUUGGCAACUGCCCAACUGAAAAGAAUUAUUGAUGUUGUGAAAUGCAUAAUCUUAGAAAGACUAUGGCCUCUAUGUAUGGAAUGGUAGCUUGAAUUUGAGUCCACGACUAAGGCAGGAAGGUGGAGCAGUAAUAGAGUUGGAAGCAAGGGGAGAUAUUUGAAGAAUUUGGCUUCUAGAGUUUUCAUAUUGUGAUUAUGGGCAAGCGGCAAGAUGGAACAAUCACAAGCAGAAAGAUGGUUGAGGCAAAGGCAGUUAUGGACUCAUGUUUGUCAGAAAAGGACCAAUUUCAACUAAUUUCUCCAUCUGUUGACUCGCGAGUGCAGUCCCGUUGCCCUGUCUGCUUGGGCAAGAAUAGUUGCCGAACAGUUCAUUCAAGAACAAAACUGAUGAAUAUCUUGAUUGGAAAAGGGAAGCCUCAUGAAGCCAAUCUUAUUUUCGACAAUUUAGUGGAAGACGGACACAGGCCAACUCUUAUAACAUACACAACUCUUGUAGCUGCCUUGACUAAACUGAAACAUUUUGAAUCCAUUUUUUUACUCAUCUCUAAAGUAGAAGAAAAUGGCAUGAAGCCAGAUUCCAUACUCUACAAUGCCAUGAUUAAUGCCUUUUCGGAAUCUGGAAAUGUAAAAGAAGCAAUGAAAAUCUUUCAGAAGAUGAAGGAUACUGGAUGCAAGCCCACAACUAGCACAUUUAACACUCUCAUCAAAGGAUAUGGGAACGCCGGUAAGCCUGAAGAAGGUCUAAAAAUGCUACAUUUGAUGUCACUGGAUGGAAGUGUGAAACCGAACGAUAGGACAUAUAAUAUUCUUGUCAGAGCCUGGUGCAGCAAAAAGAACAUAGAGGAAGCAUGGAAUGUGCUGCACAAGAUGGUGGCAUCUGGUAUACAACCUGAUGUUGUCACAUAUAACAUACUAGCCAGGGCUUAUGCUCAGAAAGGGGAGACGCUUAGGGCUGAAGAUUUGAUAUUAGAAAUGCAGUACGAGAAAGUGGCACCGAAUGAGCGUACAUGUGGUAUCAUUGUUAAUGGCUAUUGCAAAGAAGGCAAUAUGAUUGAAGCCUUGAGGUUCGUGUACAGAAUGAAGGAGCUUGGAGUGCAUCCAAAUCUCGUUAUUUUCAAUUCUCUUAUCAAAGGAUUUCUUGACAUCACAGAUACUGAUGGUGUUGAUGAGGCACUGACUUUGAUGGAAGAAUAUGGGGUAAAGCCAGAUGUUAUUACAUUUAGCACGAUCAUGAAUGCGUGGAGCUCAGCAGGGCUAAUGGACAAAUGCCAAGAGAUCUUCAACGACAUGGCAAAGGCUGGAAUAGAACCUGAUAUCCAUGCAUUUAGCAUUCUUGCCAAAGGAUAUGUGCGGGCUGGAGAAACUGAGAACGCGGAAUCAGUCCUCACUUCCAUGGCAAAAUCUGGUGUUCGUCCAAAUGUUGUUAUCUGCACCACCAUUAUAAGUGGAUGGUGCAGUGCUGGAAAAAUGGAGAAUGCAAAGAUGGUUUAUGAGAAAAUGUGUGAAAUUGGCAUUUCCCCCAAUUUGAAAACUUUUGAGACCUUGAUAUGGGGUUAUGCAGAAGCAAGACAGCCAGGGAAAGCAGAAGAGUUGCUGCAACUGAUGGAAGAAAAGGGGGUGUUUCCUGAGAAAAGCACUAUCCAGCUUGUUGCAGAUGCAUGGCGCAACAUUGGUUUACUGUGUGAAGCCAAGAGAAUUACAAAAAUUGAAGAAGAAGACGAGGAACUUUAUGCAGACUGUAAGAGAGGUGAGAUUCCAGUGGAGAGUUUGGAGAGGAUCUAUAGAGACCAAAAUGGUAGUGCUUCAUACCUCAAGACAUUGCAGAUAUCUGGAGAAGUUAUGACCAAGCAAAAUGGAUCAACUUCUGCUGUUAACAUUAGAAGCCAAUUGGUCCUUAGGAGGUAUAGGUCUUCAUGUCAAAAUCGGAAGCAACCGCUAAUCAUAUGCAGACAGCACUGCAGACAUUGUGUAAGAAUGUGCGGAAAGCUUAUAAAUUCAUGUGGAAUGAUUGCCAUAAGUUAGACACAGAAAUGAUGAUAGCUGUUGGGUUGGUACAUUCAGAAGUACUGAUGAUUGUUUGCUGCCUGCUUCAAGUUGUAGAUACUGUAAUUGCUACAUUACAAUACAUACCUCCAAAUUCCAUUGUCUCCAUUUAUUAUACAUACAGGCCAUUUUGUAUUUCUCUAUAAUGUUGAUUAUUCAGGAUACACUUAACUAAUGCCAAUUCAUUCCUGAAAGUAAUGAUAGUAAUAUUUCUUUCUGAA
Molecule: messenger RNA, 2381 nt
Organism: Ricinus communis (castor bean)
Lineage: Eukaryota; Viridiplantae; Streptophyta; Magnoliopsida; Malpighiales; Euphorbiaceae
Product: pentatricopeptide repeat-containing protein At5g21222
Exons: 4
Coding region: 313-2139 (608 amino acids)
Molecular function (GO): protein binding
Source: RefSeq, a predicted model, not a curated record